UCGGGCGUUCGUCACUUCCGCUGAUUUCAACACCGCGCCACCGGUCAUCUCGAUAAAUAAGUGCUGUUGGUACUUCUUUGUUUGUCUUCAUCUCCGGCUUUAUACCUCAACGACACGAUGUCCGACAAGAUGAACAUGUCCCUGGAUGACAUUAUCAAGAUGAACAAGAAGGGAGGCCGCGGAGGAGGGCCGUCCGGGCGGGCUGGAAGUUCAGGUCGAGCUGGUGGAUCGUCGAGGCCGGUGCGGAGCCGACAGAGUAACUUCAACCGGGACAGAAACAACAGAUCCGCGCCGUAUACCAGGCCCAGAGAGCUGCCAGACAAAUGGCAGCAUGACAUGUUCGAAGACUACGCUGGUGGACACAGAGGACAGACUGCAGCACCAGAAAGAAGUGUAGAAAGUAGUGGCAAACUGCUGGUUUCCAAUUUGGAUUUUGGCGUCUCUGAUUCAGAUAUCAAGGAGCUGUUUGCAGAGUUCGGGGCAUUAAAGAAAGCAUCAGUCCACUAUGAUCGCUCUGGUCGCAGUAAAGGAACUGCGGACGUCCACUUUGAAACCAAAGCAGACGCACUGAAAGCCAUGAAGCACUACAACGGCGUCCCACUAGAUGGUCGACCGAUGAAAAUACAGCAAGUGACUUCCGAGUUCAGCCCACCGAGUCGACAGAGUUCAAACAGUGGCUUCGACCGGAGCAGGCUCGGUCAGCCCAAGUUUGAAAGGAGGCAGGGUGGCGGCGGCGGUGGAGGUGGUGGAGGCUUCAGAGGUCGUGGGAGGGGCGGUCGAAACGGACCCCAACUCUCUGCAGAGGAGCUGGAUGCACAGUUGGAUGCUUAUAAUGCCAAGUUUCAGAUGGACACCAGUUAAAAGGACUCAGAACAGAUGCUGCUUCUUUCCCUUUGUUUUUUUCUUUAUAAUUCUCAUUAAAUGUGAUGAAUCUGACUUUAUUAUUACACUUGUGUUUUGAAGUCAUUUUAUUGUAUGGACCAUCGUUAUUCUCAUUGUAAAUUUUGCUGUAUUUUUCUAACCAUGUUUUCUGAGGCAGAAUUCUUUUUAUUUAUAUAGACAAUUGCCUUACAGCUGCAAUGUGAUUACCUGGUGAUUGAUUUAAAAAAUGUAAACAUGUUUCAAUGACAGGCUGUCAAAUGUGAUGUUAAAAUGAUAAAUGUUGACAUACAUUUUUUUUUUUCCCUGUCACUUUGUACCGUAUGCUUGACAUAUGGACAUGUUUAAAGGGUUUUGUACAUAAAUAUAUCAAAUCAUCUUUGGAAAA
Acanthochromis polyacanthus (spiny chromis) is the source of this 1267-nucleotide messenger RNA. RefSeq names its product aly/REF export factor 2-like. Gene Ontology annotation, biological process: mRNA export from nucleus. Gene Ontology annotation, molecular function: mRNA binding. The coding region runs from base 118 to 861 and encodes 247 amino acids. Gene Ontology annotation, cellular component: nucleus. The record is from RefSeq and is a predicted model, not a curated record. The transcript has 6 exons. NCBI's taxonomy places the organism in Eukaryota, Metazoa, Chordata, Actinopteri, Pomacentridae.